Messenger RNA from Sycon ciliatum, 1977 nucleotides. RefSeq names its product protein Wnt-2-like. The transcript is spliced from 6 exons. Gene Ontology annotation, cellular component: extracellular region. NCBI's taxonomy places the organism in Eukaryota, Metazoa, Porifera, Calcarea, Leucosolenida, Sycettidae. Gene Ontology annotation, molecular function: cytokine activity; frizzled binding. Bases 295 to 1587 code for a protein of 430 amino acids. The record is from RefSeq and is a predicted model, not a curated record. Gene Ontology annotation, biological process: cell fate commitment; multicellular organism development; neuron differentiation.
UCUCAGGUGACCUGUUGAUUUUGCACCUAACCCGCUGCUCAAGACCUGGCACAGUGGUCCAAUUGCCGCGGGGAUAUGUUCUGAGUUUUUCAAUACCCCAGUGCGAGGACUCGUAGGAGAGGCAUGGGUAAAAAUGAAGCGGCUCUUGUUUUUCUGUAGAAAUUUUCAGCACAAGUACAUCAUUUCCCAGUUUUGUAGUUGAUAGCCUGUAGCCGGUUGCUAGCUCUUUUCCUAUUCUCUGCCAACUAAUAGUGUAAUAGUGGGGAAUUGUGCUAGGCGAACAGUGAACUGACCAUGUGUGUUCGCUGUGGUCCGUGGUUAUGGUGGUGUAGUACAUUCCUACUGCUGAUGACGUCGAUGCCGGCCGGCGGAAGCAUGGAGGGAGCGGCCGUGACUGCAUGUGGUCCGUACGACUCAACCAGAUGGUGGUCCUUGGCUCGCUGGAUCAACAUCACGACAAGAGAGUUGACAAAUGUCCGCCACUGCCAGGAUCUACCGAUGUCGGCCGGUCAAGCUUCGUUCUGCUCUGACGAUGCCAGGCUCGGCUUCGAGCGGACGCGCGUUAUGGCGCGGGCAAGUUUGGCAACGACACGAGAGUGCGCGCGACAGUUCGCCGAUCGCAGAUGGAACUGUCCCAGCUUCUUGUCAGCGGAACAUGCAAACAAGCCGCUGUUUGGAGAGGCCGUCACCAGACUACAUACGCGUGAAGCAGCUUUCCUGCAUGCUCUGAUGGCAGCCAGCAGUACCCACGAGACAGCGCAGGCAUGCAGCCAGGGCAAGCUGAGUAGCUGCGGGUGUUCAAUGCCAGACCAAGCCGAGCUCUCCGCUCUCUACCCCAACACAUCGUCGUCAUCGUCCGGUCCCAGUAUCCAUGACGUCAUCACCGCAUCAUCACAGAGGCCGAGCAGCGCAGUAACGAGCGCGAUGGUAACCGAACGCAGCCUGGCAAAGCAUAAACGAGUGCGACCCAGGUGUGGAGAUAAUAUCGAGUACGGUGUGAGAGCAUCAAGGGAGUUUCACAGGACAAUCGAAGUUGAGCAGUCGGAUUCAAGCUCACCACGCUGCACUGCACGCUUUUCCAGGACAUUGAUGGACAGGCAUAACGAGGAGGCAGGCAGACAGAUUGUGAAAAGGAACACCAAGCUGCGAUGUCGCUGCCUCGGCAUAUCUAACUCCUGCUCCACACAGGUGUGUUGGAAACAGCUACCAGUGUUUACCAAGGUUGGCAACUUGCUGAUGUCUCGAUACAGGAACGCAUCGCUGAUGAAACUGGACAGACACGGUACUCGGCUGGUAGUGCGCCAUGCACUCUCCCGACAGCCCUCGUCCACGGAUCUCGUCUACCUCGGCGAGUCACCCAGCUUCUGCUCCGACAACGCUGGACUCGACAUAGUCGGCACCAGUGGUCGCGAGUGCAGGGUUUCUCAGGAUCACACGCCCGACAGCUGCGACGUCCUGUGCUGUGAUCGUGGGUAUCGCACCGUGACCGACCACACCACCACCAGCUGCAACUGCCGCUUCGUGUUCUGCUGCCGCGUACGCUGCGACCAGUGCGAGACAGUUCGGAGAAGGCACUUUUGCAGGUAAUCAUGGCAAUGGUAUUUACCAGCAGCAACAACUAUUAUUAUUGUGAUCGUUAUUUUGUAGCAGAGAUCUGUGUCGAAAAUGCCAACUUUGUCCUCAAUUUUUUGCAGCGGAAUUACCAGUCAUGUGACAGAGGUGUGCAGAUCACACUGCACCUCAGCAGUAACUGCCUUUGCUCCCAAAAUAUUGAUUCCUUCAACCUAAGGCGUCCUUCCAUCCAAUAGGCUUUCAAAAUCAUUGUACCAAAGAUUUUUUGAGAGGUAGCUCUAACAAAUCCAACACAGUCAUACAUUGUUAUUAUUUUCCUUUCUUGAGCUUGAAAGUUGAGAUAUUUUGAUCGUGUUAUCGUGUUUUUCUGAUCAUAAUUUAUAUCUAUUUUCUGGAAACAAAAGU